Exophiala spinifera is the source of this 2097-nucleotide messenger RNA. RefSeq lists its product as uncharacterized. NCBI's taxonomy places the organism in Eukaryota, Fungi, Ascomycota, Eurotiomycetes, Chaetothyriales, Herpotrichiellaceae. The record is from RefSeq and is a predicted model, not a curated record. Gene Ontology annotation, biological process: DNA-templated transcription. The coding region runs from base 1 to 2097 and encodes 698 amino acids. Gene Ontology annotation, molecular function: zinc ion binding; DNA binding. The transcript has 5 exons.
AUGGCCUCCUCCCAUGUCGAGAAUUCUCUUCCAGCGAGCUCUGUGACACAGAUACCCAGGUCUGCCGCGGCCGGAGACAAGCGUCAUUUGCCACAAAUUACUUCCUCUGGAGAGUCAGUGCCAGAAGAUCUUGGAAGGCCAAAUCUAGGAGGUUACGUUGAAGCCACCUUUUAUCCCUUCUUGGAAACGUUAUUCAUAAGGAAUACUCUGGUUGAAGAUUUUGACUAUCUCUCACACAUUGGCAGCCUCCAAGUGCCUCAACGACGUUAUCUCGACGAGCUUCUUAAAGCAUACUUCCUGUAUAUACAUCCUCAUCUACCGUUGAUCAACGAGGGGGACUUCUGGGAUACAUAUCUCGACAACCAGUCUAGUAGGAGCAACUCUUCUUGCAUGUCUCUGUUCGUCUUUCAGGCGAUGCUACUCGCAGCGUGCAGUUUCGUGCCCACGACAGUCUUACAGUUUCUGGGAUUUUGCAACACACGACUUGCGCGAGCCACCUACUAUCGCCGCGCAAAGGCUCUAUACGACUUUGGCACCCAAAGAAGCAAUCUGAUCAAAGCGCAAGGUGCAUUGCUCAUGACGUUUCACGUCCCGCUCAACGAGCCGCACAUCAACAGUCACUGGCUAGGGAUAGCUAUCAAUCACGCCAAAGCAGAAUCAGCCGACCAGUUCUACAGGUACGCGGUCCAUGAUGCCGUUAGAUAUAAUCAGAUGAAACGGCUGUGGUGGUGCUGUAUUAUCCGGGACAGAACUUUGUCUUUGGCACUUCGACGACCAAUAUUCAUCUCCUCGAAGGCAUUCUACGAUGUAUGGCCGCCACUAACGGAGGAUGACUUGAGGAGCGAAAUUGAGAGGUCGCACGUGUGCACUGCUUCGACAAAAAUGUCGAUACUAAAAUCUCUGAUUGCCUUAUGUGAGCUUUGCGCCAUCGUCACAGAUAUCCUCUCGCUGCUGUAUCCGCUUGACAGCACAACUGCCAAUGAUGAUCAUCUCGAACUUAUGACUCGCAUUUACAGCUUCACAGAUAACCUGAAUGAGUGGCACGAGCAGGUGGUGAGUAUCAUUGAGCCCCGUCAUCACAACGGCAACGAAGUCGGUAUUGUCGUCCUGUUCAGCAACAUGCUCAACAUCUUGUUCCAAUCCGCUAAAGCUGCGUUGUGCAAUCAUCGCAUCAUGCUUACUGUAAGCGAGACGUUACAACAUUCUUUCGAACGGCUUCACGCAAAGAACGAACUCCAAGCUGCUUUGCGCAGCACCGCACAAAGUUUGAGGGCGAUUAUUGAAGCUGGGAUGAUAACUUACUCUCCAAUCAGCAUGGUCGCUUUCCUGGCUCUGCCAUCGAUUUGCUACAAUUUGAACUUGACCAAUCGUGCACAGCCACAAAGGCCUUCACAGACUUACGGAACGAACAUAUACCAAGACUUUUUAAGAGUACUGCAACUGCGAUACGAAGGAACUGAUAGGGCAUUGAGCAACAUGGCAAAGUUGAUGAGUGAUAUGAAUAUGGAAGAUGCCACUUCCCCUUCAACAGCGAGAUCUGAUUCAACAAGCAACAUAUCAAGCAAUCAGAGGCAGGGCCGGACAAGCUCUGCAACCCUUGCGACGACUAAAUCCGUGUCCGGAAUUGACAUUGUCGUCUCCGACCCACAGAAGUAUGUACAGAUUUGUCAAACGCUGGAUUUCUUCCUCUCCCGUGGUCGGUUUCCCACAAGAUACGAUACCAGUUCAAGUAUUCCUUCUCCACCAACCGCGCCCGAAAGGCUACCUAGCGCAGGGAUGCCUGUUUGGGCUACUGCAGAAGGAAGUGGCGCCACGGGAAGAGGGCAGUUUGAACAGAGCAUGGGUCGAAAUUUGUUCAGUCGAGACAUGGCUCUCGAUUCCGCAAAUGUCGAUACGUCCGCCGAGUCAAGUGAACUGCUACCAACGAGCGAAACCAGUACGGCCGCUGUGGAGCUUUCCGUGGCGCUCCUGGACAAUCCAUUCCAAGAAGCUAUUGCUAACCCGGAGUACUUUCUGUUCGAGGAUUUUGAAACCUUCAUGACUGACGGACCAUAUCGAGGCGCCGACCGAUCGCAGCCAAAUACCCUUUAUGAUUGA